This is a messenger RNA of Lathyrus sativus (Indian pea), 822 nucleotides long. Lineage: Eukaryota; Viridiplantae; Streptophyta; Magnoliopsida; Fabales; Fabaceae. The record is from the annotation of a GenBank genome assembly.
AUGGAAGUUAAGUUGGAAGAAGACGUAGAUGAUGGAUCGAAGGUGGAUAUGAGUAGUGCAAUAGAUGAGUUAUGGAAAAGGUUUAAGUCACUGGAUGUUGUUGGGAAAAUGGCAUUAAAAAGUAAGGUUUUUGAACUUGUCUUCCCUACAAUGACUUCUAUGUGUCCACCACCUGAGAAAAUAAAAACUAAAGGGGGAGUCAAGAAGAAAGACAAAAAACCAGUAGGAUAUGAUGUUUAUAGAGACCCUUCGUAUCACGAGUAUGUUGAUCAAGCAUCUCAAUCUUCACAGAUGCAAUCUCAACCAUCACAAACUUCGAAGAAAUUGAAAUUAUCACAGUCUUCACAAAGUAAAUCUCAACCAUCACAGGCUUCGAAGAAGUUGAAAUUAUCACAAUCUUCACAGUCAUCUAAGCAGUUCAUCCUUCAAUUUCCUAAUCACAUCAGGUCAUAUAUUGAUGAUAUAGUUAAUGUUGUAUCAGAUGGUAAUUGUGGAUUUCGAGUCAUUGCUUCAUUGUAUGGAUAUGGUGAAGAUGUGAAUCGUUAUAAUGUUGUACUUGUCUGUUUAGGAAUUGAAUGUUGGACUUUCUUCCCUAUGACAACUUCAUUUUCACCGAAUGUAGCAAUUUACUGCAUUGGUUUUGUAAACAUAAAUCAUUGGGUUCAGGUAAACAUGAAAGAAGGGUUUCCAUUGCCACCAGUGACAGUAGAUUGGAAGAAGUUUCGUUCUCCAGCAGCAACAUCUUGGAUGAUAGGAUUUGCAGGACGUCUACAACAUUGGCAACAACUUACGCCUAUAUUACCAACACAUUACGAAUUAUAA